Molecule: messenger RNA, 2823 nt
Organism: Lodderomyces oxycetoniae
Lineage: Eukaryota; Fungi; Ascomycota; Pichiomycetes; Serinales; Debaryomycetaceae
Gene: SEC21
Product: coatomer subunit gamma
Exons: 1
Coding region: 1-2823 (940 amino acids)
Biological process (GO): endoplasmic reticulum to Golgi vesicle-mediated transport; intracellular protein transport; protein secretion
Cellular component (GO): endoplasmic reticulum-Golgi intermediate compartment; COPI vesicle coat; endoplasmic reticulum
Molecular function (GO): structural molecule activity
Source: RefSeq, a predicted model, not a curated record
AUGUCAACUCUGUCCUAUAAGAAGCAGGAUGCAUAUGCGAGCACUUCAGGGGUGCCGGAUAAAAUGGCUGUUUUUCAAGAGUGUCUUCAGCAAUUCAAUGCUACUCCAGUGAAUGCUAAGAAAUGCAGACAAUUGUUGGCCAAAUUGUUGAGAUUGAUAUACAAUAGCGAAAGCUUCCCAGCCCAGGAGUCUACUACCUUGUUUUUCUCCAUUUCUAAGUUAUUUCAGCACAAGGACCAAUCGUUGAGACAGUUGGUAUACUUGACAAUUAAGGAAUUGUCAUCUACUUCAGAUGAUAUUUUGAUGGUUACAUCGUCAAUAAUGAAGGAUAUUCAAGGAAAUGACGCUGUAUAUAAGCCAAACGCUAUCAGGACAUUGUCCAAGGUCUUGGACCCUACAACAGUCACUGCGGCAGAACGGUUAUUUAAAAAUGCAAUCGUUGACAAAAACCCCAUUGUUUCCUCAGCGGCUUUGAUUUCUUCUUACAACCUAUUGCCGCAUGCUAAAGAUGUGGUAAAGAGAUUCUCAAAUGAGACUUUGGAAACUAUUCAAUCGUAUAAAUCCUUCCCAUCGAAUCAAUUCCAGUUACAUGAGUACUAUGGCAAUUCUACUUCAAACUUACCCUCAACUUCUUACAUGUAUCAAUACCAUGCUUUGGGCUUGAUCUACCAAUUGAAAAAUCACGAUAAAAUGGGCUUGAUGAAGUUGAUAACUUCGUUAUCAGAAGGAUCGUCUCUUAAAAACUCCUUAUCGAUAAUCCAAUUGAUUAGAUACAUCAACAAAAUUCUUGUUGAUGACGAGGCCCUCUAUACCCAUUUAUUCCCAGUCUUGGCUGGGUUCUUGAAACACAAAUCGGACAUGGUGGAAUUGGAAGCUUGUAAGUGUUUGAUCAACUUGCAGAACUUACUAACCGAUGACCAAUACAUGCAAAUUGUUACAACGUUGCAGAAAUUGUUGGGUGUACCUAGGACCGCCACGAGGUUUGCUGCAGUCAGAUUGAUCAACAAGAUUUCCAUGAAACAUCCAGAGAAAAUAUUGGUGAUCAACUUGGAAUUAGAAGGCUUAAUCAACGAUUCAAAUAGGUCAAUUUCAACUUUGGCCAUAACCACUUUAUUACGAACAAUGGGAGCGGGCACAGUUGAAAACGUUUCUACUUCAGGUGGAGAAAGUGUUGAUAGAUUGAUUACUAAAAUGACUUCAUUGAUGGAUGAGAUUACUGAAGAUUUCAAGAUUGUUAUUAUUGAAGCAACUGAAAACCUAGCUUUGAAAUUUCCUUCUAAACAUAAAAAGUUGGUUUCUUUCUUGACUGAUUUGCUAAGAGACGAUGGCUCUUUGGAGUUGAAAACGAGUAUAGUUGAUGCAUUAUUCGACUUGAUAAAAUUUUUACCCAACGAGGGUGCAAAACAAUUGAUUUUAAUGAACUUGUGUGAGUUCAUCGAGGAUUGUGAAUUUACAGAGCUAUCUGUGCGUAUUUUACACUUGUUGGGUGACGAGGGACCAACUACAUCCAAUCCAUCAUACUAUAUUAGACACAUCUUCAAUAGAUUGGUUUUGGAGAAUUCAAUCGUGAGAUCUUCAGCGGUGAUUUCAUUGGCCAAAUUUGCUGCUGUAUGUGGUGGAGAUAUCUCCAAGAAUAUUGUUAUAUUGUUGACCAGGUGUUUAAAUGAUGUUGACGACGAAGUAAGAGAUAGGGCUGCUAUUUCAUUAAGGUUCAUCAACAACAAAAAGAAAAAUUUACUUAUUAAUGAUUUUAGAUACGACUUGGCUGUUUUAGAGAACAAGUUGAUUAAUUAUAUGAGCGAUACUGACAAUUUCAGUAAGAAGUUUGAUAUAUCAGAAGUGCCUGUAAUCACAGCAGAAGAAUUGAAGUCGAUUGAAUACAAGAGGAAAUUGAAUAGUUUGGAACGUGAUACUAGCGAAGCUGCCGGUGCGUCGAGUUCUGCUGACCAAACCCAAAAAGAAGAUGAGAAUAACAAAGAUACCAAUGCUGCUAACCAUUUAUUGAAACAACAAGAAUAUGCACAAGAAUUGUCUGCUAUUCCGGAAUUUGAGUCCUAUGGCAAGUUGACCAAAUCGUCAAUUACUCCGAUAUUCCUUACAGAUAAAGAGAAUGAGAUUGUUGUUAGUGUGGUUAAGCAUUUUUUCCUUGAUUCUCAAAAAUUGGUGUUGCAGUACAACAUCAACAACACUUUACCUCACAUAUUGUUGCAAGACAUAUCAGUGAUUGCUCAGCCCGAUAAUGAAGAAUACCAGGAAGACUUUAUCAUUCCCUUGCAGGAAUUGAAACCUGAUGAAGUUGGAGUCGUUUACGUUUCAUUUAGUACACCCAGUCUAGAUGGUGAUUUGUUAUCUGCUUUUGGUAACACUGUAGCAUAUACAAAUAGAGACUUGGAUGAAGAGGGACAAACAGACCCAUCGGAUGACGGAUGGGCAGAUGAAUACCAAAUUGAUGACUUGGAAUUGUUAGCUGGUGACUUUAUGAAUCCGCUUUACAACUCCAACUUUACUGCCAUAUUUGACCAAUUACCUACAGACUACGAAGAAUCUUCGACUGGGUAUAUUGCCAAUGUCGAUACAUUAGAGAAUGCGGUUACCAAGAUAAAGUCGAAAUUGAACAUGAUGGUAUUGGAUGGUUCCGAGUACGUUUCUAGCGAUUCCAAUUCACAUACGUUGAAAUUGUUGGGUAAGGAUGUUUGGGGAGGAAAAGUGGGAGUUUCUAUAAGAUUGGCGAAAACUGGUGGUAAAGUUGUAGGAAAAAGCAGUGUUAAGUCAGAAACAGAAAACUUUGCAAGUGUCGUUGCAAAUAGUAUAUAUGACGCAUGA